This is a messenger RNA of Durusdinium trenchii, 2121 nucleotides long. NCBI's taxonomy places the organism in Eukaryota, Dinophyceae, Suessiales, Symbiodiniaceae. The record is from the annotation of a GenBank genome assembly.
GCCAUCUCGCUGCCCACCAGUUCUCUGUCAGAGAACUGGUUUGUGCUCAGCAACUCUAGCUGGUUGUCCUUGGACACUGUCUUGUCAGAUGGUGCUCGGGAGCCCUGGAAGGUGAGCUUGGCGAGCUACGCCUUCUCACCGGGCUCUACUCAGCAGCUAAAAGCUACCGCAUCCUACGGGUCUGGCCCAGUACGGGAACACGUGUUUAACCUGAAGGUUGAGGAUGCCAUUCCCCCUGUGAUCCGUAUCACUGCCCCCUAUGUUGUUUCAGAGACGUGUGGCUUCAGCCUCGAUGCCUCUGCCACCUACGACCCAAUUGCCCCUACAACAGACGACUUGGUUUUCUGGUGGUCUUGCGCAACAGGAACUGGAACCAUUGACUGUCGACGCUUGGUGAACUUCGGGCCACAGAUUUGGAUCCUCAAGAAUGGCACUGGAAGCUCUGGGCCGUUGUUGAUCGUGGAUGGUGGCCAACUGACAGAAGGCAACUACACCUUCACUUUGCAAGUUCUGCGUGUGUCAGAUCAAGCUUCCAUUACCAAGGCAUGGACGUUGGAUGUGGUGAAAGCACCAACCGUCUCCAUCGCCACGACCCCUUCGUGGUAUGACGGGCAAUCCGUGUCGACACAACCGAACACUGUGGGACCCACCAGCACAGCAUACAUUCGGACAGGCCAGGGCUGUGGCGAAAGGCUCUCAGCCCAGUGGCUGUGGGCCUUGGUAGAGGCAGAGAGCCCGUUCAACAUCGUGACCUACUUUGGCAAUUCUUCAGAUGCCUCAACUUUUGCCGCAUUGCCCGGCGAUGUUCCGUAUGACUAUUUGCUGCCCGGAUUUCGCUAUUCUUACGCUUUGCUGGAACAAGCAGAUCAGAUGCCUCCGACCUUGCUGGAUGCAGAGACCCAGGGACUCGCUUUCGGGCGGACAGUACCUUUCCUGGCUGAUGCACCACCAGCAGCGGGCCAAGUAGCAUGUGUACCAAUGAUCGGCACUGCUGCGGCAACCGACUUUUUCAUCAGUAGUUCUGGAUGGCAUGAUGAAGACAUGAGCAAUUUGUCCUAUUCAUACUACUUGCUGCCUUUGCCGGCUGGGGUGUCUUUAGCGAAUGAUGGAAAUGGAGGCGUCUCGGUGUCGGGCAACUUUGUGCCGCCGCAAGUCGACUGGAAGGAUACAAGUAGUCCAAAUCACUGGAUCGCUUUGGGCGGCAUAUGCCUGGGUCACAGCCAAAGCAUGCUGCAGCUUCGCUUGCCCGCUGGACAGCAUAUGUUGGCAGUUCUCGUGGAAGAUAGCCUUGGUGCGGUGAGUUCUGCAUUUUUGGCUGGUCCGCUGGUUGAAGCCUCGUCAUCAGCUGCAGACAUUGAAAAGGGCCUUGACAUUGCGGUCAUCUCGAACAAUGCGGAGAUCAUUCUCAGCACGCUGGAUGCUACGUCAGGGACUGGGUUCGAUGCCACGAAAGAGGCGGAAGCAUUCACUGCAGCAGCCAGAGUUGACAUGUCCGCUAUACCCUCUGUGGGUGUGAACCGGCUCCCUCGAGUUGUUUAUUCAGUGGCUGUUGCCUAUGCCACUGAGGUGGAGGAGGUGGUGCUGCGCACCGAGCAGCUUACAUCUUUGGCCACAGAACUGGGAAAUGCAAUCCUGGCCACCGUGCAGCUGGACGGCUCUCAGGUGCUGAGUUGGACACAAGAUGGCAGGGGAUUGCAAGUCUACGUCGCCAAAAAGGAGGUAACGGAUUUGCCUUACGAGGGGCUUAAUGUUGGAGGACUUAGCAUGCCGGCCUACACCUUUCAAACCGACCCGCUGGUACAGUAUUUGAUUGAGGCUGGUCCGUCCUGUAAGACCGUCGAAGUACAGCUAACAACUUGGCUUCAAAGCAACCCGUAUGCUUGGGCCAACCAGACCACCUACGCCUCUACAUUUGUCAGCUCUGACAGCACUGUUGUCGUGCUUCAAAUCCAGCAUUGCUUGAGUGACGAGAUCCUCAACCUGUCCCAACGGACGCUGACCCUCGAGCUGCCUCUACCUGAACGGCCAACAGCUUCGUUGCCAGAGGGGCAUGUCUACAAAGCCACUUGUGCAGUCUUUGAUCCUGACGAGAGACAAUGGACCAGAGACGGCGUGCGGUAG